AUCCAUAUUAUAUAGGAAUACAUUACUCCCGUUCGUACGUGUAAUUUUAACUCAACAAAUAAUAACUCUUAUCAAUAUUCAAUUAACAAAAAAUAACUAAACAUUGUGCAAAAGAUGAUUAUAUAAUGGUUAAUUAUUAAAUGAAAGAAAAUUCUACAUCUUCAUAGAUUCAGUUUUGCAAAUGUUUUUUGAGUACUUCUUCAUCGAUAAUAUAGUUCAUAUUAUAGAGUACUUAUAACAUGGAUGAAACUUCAGAGAACAUUGAUCAUGUAUUUCAGUCUCUUGAAGUUACUGUACCAAAUGUGAUAAAAAAUCAUGAAACAAACGGUAUUUCUGAAAUAGAGAAAAUUAAAAAUAAUAAAAAGCAUAAGAAAUCAAAAAAACACAAAAAACACAAAAAAUCUAAAAAAAAAAAAAAGCAUUCACGCUCAAAAUCACCUAAAGAUCAUGUGAAGUUAAAAUUAAAAAAUGAUGAACUUAAAGAAGUAAAAUCUCAUAUACAAGUAACAUUAAAUGAUGUUUUAGAAACAAUUAUUACAACACCCAAUGAGGAAAACACAGAAUUAAAAAACAAUACUAUUGUUGAAGAAUUUUCUAAUGGACAAAAAUCAUUAAUUGGAGAAGAUAAAAUUAGCACAACAAAUUUAAUCUCAAAAAAUAUUAAUAAUAGCAGUAAAAUUAUUAUUAAAGAUUUAAAAAAAAGUAAAGUAUAUCAUGAGUUGAUAAAUGAAGUUGAAGAGAAAAAAAGCUCAAAAACAAAACUUAAUGAAGUAAAUACUUUAUCAGAAAGUUAUGAUGAUUAUAAAUUCAAAAAAGAAAAACAUAAAUCACAUAAAUCUAGAAGGAAAAAGAGAUCACGAAGUAAUGACAGAUCUAGAAGUCCAAAACAUCGUAAAAGACAAAACUCUUCUUCUAAAAAAGAUGAAAGAACACUUUCAAAGCAAAGUAAUCAUAAACACCAUCAAUCAAGGUCACCAUCUCGAAGCAGAAAUACUUCCAACUCAAUGUAUCGAAAAAGAAAAAGUCGUAGUAGAUCGUUACAUAAAUAUGAAUCAUAUAAAUCAAAUAAACGAUCAAAAACACCUGACAAAACUCAUUCAAGAGAUCAUAGACGACGCAGUAGAUCUAGAGAAUGUGAAAGACCACAAAAAAGAUCUCGAUCCAAUGAAACUUCAAAUAAAUUGUCAAAGUAUCAUUCUCCAUCAUGUGAAAAAAUAGACAAGAAAAAAUUAUUGAAAAUUGCUCGAAAAAACGCUUUAUCAUUAGUUCAACAAGGUGUACUACCUGUAGGCAGUGUUAAAAAAGAGUCAUUAGCCAAUUUACCUACCAAAUCUGUUGAUGAAUUAACAGAUUUUUGUAGGAAAUUAUCAAAAAAAGAAAAAGAAAAUGGAGAUGACUCCCUAUCUUCUACAUCUGACGAAGAGUCCAAACAACCUUUUCAUCAUCCAUUUUUGGUUAAAGACAGACCUAACAUAGUUAUGAAUAUCAGAAACGCAACACAAUUACCCACAAAAUCUUUUCAAGAAAAAACUGUCGAACAAGAUGUUCUAAGAUUACAAUUUCCUGUAUCAAGUGGCCAAACACAUAGCUUAGCUGUUAAUGAAUGGGUACCAUUAUGUCCUGAAGAAUCAGCCAAGUUAAACAAAAUUUCUUUACCAGGAGAAACUUUAAAAUCAAAUAAACCUCAAAAUGCAUCUACACUACCCAAAAUUGCAAUGGUUGAACCAUUCAAUAAAGAUGCCAGUCCAAAAGAGGAACUAGUGUCAAUAUCAUAUCAAUAUCCAAAAGUCAUUGAACCUCAACCAGUUCCUCCUACCAACUUAGUUCCUACAAACCCUUACGCUAAUAUUGGGUAUUCAUUACUAUCUUAUGAAACGGGGCAGUUUACUGGGCACACUGGUGCAAAAAUUUUAACUCCAGCUGAAUUAGCUACUGGGUAUCAACCAUGGGUAAAAAAGGAUCAGCUCAGAAAUACAGCUCCAGUUAAUAGUGGUAUGGGAAUGCAUUUGUUGCAAAAAAUGGGUUGGAAACCCGGAGAAGGUUUAGGAAAAAAUCAGUCUGGGUCAUUGGAACCGCUUUUAUUGGAUGUUAAAAUAGAUAAAAAAGGGCUUGUUUCUGCUGAGGAAGAAAAUCAAUCAAUUUUUAUUAAUAGGUCAAACAAAAGAUUUCCAAAAAAAGCUGCUAUUCCAACUUUAUCACUUGAAGGGAAACAUCCAGUGUCAUUAUUAAAUGAAUUUUGUGCCAAACGUAAGUGGGAAGUACCUAAGUUUGAUACAUUAGAUGAAUCUGGGCCUAGUCAUAGAAAAACAUUUAUAAUUGCUGUUAUUGUAAAUGGUGUCAAAUAUUGUUCUUCAAGAUGUCAAACAAAAAAACUAGCAAAAAUGGAUGCUGCUAAAAUAUGUUUAAAAGAAAUUGGUUUGUUAACUUAAUUUGUAUAUAUGAAAAUACAUUACAAAAACAGUAAAAUA
Daktulosphaira vitifoliae (grape phylloxera) is the source of this 2468-nucleotide messenger RNA. It is a transcript of the gene Son, whose product is annotated as protein SON. Gene Ontology annotation, molecular function: RNA binding. The transcript has 15 exons. NCBI's taxonomy places the organism in Eukaryota, Metazoa, Arthropoda, Insecta, Hemiptera, Phylloxeridae. Gene Ontology annotation, biological process: regulation of mRNA splicing, via spliceosome; regulation of cell cycle. The coding region runs from base 240 to 2429 and encodes 729 amino acids. The record is from RefSeq and is a predicted model, not a curated record.